AUGGCAAACUCGCCCUACAAGACGCCCCCGAGCAAUCGACUCACCGUUUCCUCGCUCCUCUCGCCCCCUGAGAUGAAGCGAUCAGAGUCGUUUGGCACAUCAAUUCCGCCUGCAUUUAUUCAAUCGCCCUUCUCCUCGUUCAAUUCAGGAGCUUCCAAGUCCGCCAACAGCCCCGACAUGACCCUCCAGGCAGCAGCCGCGCACCGCAUCGCCUACGCCUCUCCGCCAAUCUCGCCAUACGACACACAGGCACAAAAGGAGAACAUGGAGAGUGCCGACGAACAAUGCACGCGGGACCCCCAGCUGUUCGCUCCGGUCGAUGCAGCGGCUCCCAUUGCUGACAUGCCGCUGUUCCCCGAGGAAUCAUCCGAGUCAGCCUCACAAGAGGCCAUCACCGCGCACAUGAACUCCAAGGAUUACGCACAGCUAGAGAGCAAGCCGAGUCGCGCAGACUACGAAUUGACCGCCACAUUUGUCUCCAAUGUCUUCGCCUUGGCCAAGAAGGAUCCGAAAGCGUGGUGGGCUCAGGAGCGACGCUUCGAUAGCUACUACGGCAAGCCAACCGGCGUGCAAAAACGCUCACCCUUGAAGAAGCUUGCACCUGCCCCAUCGUCGCGGCCCCGCCAGCCCAAGGUCGCUGUUCCUCGGCUGCCUCCUCGCACUCCUCGCGCUGCACCCAAGGCCAAACGCACGCCUCUCACACAAAUCCACGACUCUUUCGACACGACCAUGACCACCACCACCACCAUCACCACCUCACCAAAGUCUGCCUCUCCUAAGCCUUCCCGACCAGCCACCAAUCGGGACGACUCCGACUACAACGCGAUUCCAGAUUACUCGCCACCGCUUGACACGCUGCCCAAGGGCAACACCAAGAUCCUCAAGGCUGAGUGGAAAGGGCAAGCACUGUCACUGGCCGACGAUCCCGAUCGUGAUCUUCUGCACGAGGCUGAGUUGAACCUCGCUGGCACGCUCCGCCUCAACUGCGCCACGUAUCUUACGAGCAAGCGACGCAUCUUCCAGGCUCGCAUCGAGGCACUCAAGAUUGGCAAGGAGUUCCGCAAGACGGAUGCGCAGCAGGCGUGCAAGAUUGACGUCAACAAAGCUAGUAAGUUAUGGCAGUCGUAUGAUCGUGUGGGCUGGUUCAAUCCGGAGUACUUUCGCCAGUAUCUCUGA
This is a messenger RNA of Alternaria arborescens, 1176 nucleotides long. RefSeq lists its product as hypothetical. The record is from RefSeq and is a predicted model, not a curated record. Gene Ontology annotation, molecular function: chromatin binding; transcription coactivator activity; protein binding. The transcript has a single exon. NCBI's taxonomy places the organism in Eukaryota, Fungi, Ascomycota, Dothideomycetes, Pleosporales, Pleosporaceae. Gene Ontology annotation, cellular component: SAGA-type complex; nucleus. Bases 1 to 1176 code for a protein of 391 amino acids. Gene Ontology annotation, biological process: chromatin remodeling; regulation of transcription by RNA polymerase II.